This is a messenger RNA of Cladophialophora immunda, 3114 nucleotides long. RefSeq lists its product as uncharacterized. Gene Ontology annotation, molecular function: cyclin-dependent protein serine/threonine kinase regulator activity; protein kinase binding. Lineage: Eukaryota; Fungi; Ascomycota; Eurotiomycetes; Chaetothyriales; Herpotrichiellaceae. The record is from RefSeq and is a predicted model, not a curated record. The transcript has a single exon. Bases 775 to 2661 code for a protein of 628 amino acids. Gene Ontology annotation, cellular component: cyclin-dependent protein kinase holoenzyme complex; nucleus. Gene Ontology annotation, biological process: regulation of cyclin-dependent protein serine/threonine kinase activity.
GUCGUCUCCGUCUCCGUCUCCCUUGCCUGCAACUGGGUUGAACCGGGCUCGUCAACCUUACGACGGGGAAAGGGGACCCUGACGGUUUUACAGCCGAGCCUCGAACCGCCUUCGAUCCAAGACAAGGCCCCGGUGUUCCUGGUGUGAGUUACGGCGCAUCAUGCCUGAUGCAGGCUUUGAUGGGCGAAAAAUACCAGUUGAUCCUUUCCAUCGGUCCAACUGCCUGGUGCCGCCACAAACUCUGCCUGCCGAAGCGUGCGUUGCUCGGCUGACUGCUUUCGUCUCGUGGAUUCACUCAUUAAUCACGGUUCUUGUCAUUCUUGAUUGCUCCAGUGUAUCAUCAUCCUGCCCUCUGAUUGAGUUGGACCGGGCUCGGACAGUCACUGUUUGAAAGGGCGCUGUGGGUGAAGGUCCUCUGCCCUCUCUCAUUCAUGCUGCCAAACAUCCGGGACCCACCUCUUCAAUAACUUUGCCUUCAUUCCAAACCCCCAAUUCUGUCAAAAGACUCCAAAACAUCCAACAUGCUCCCUCACUUGAAUUGUUCUUGAUCCUCGUCCCUGUUGCCAUGUUCUCUGUCACCAGGGAAUAUCACUAUCUUUUCCUUGCUUUCACUUGAGGCUCUGCAAGGUCGGCCUGGCCCUUCACAACACAGCCUCAUCGUCCACCUCACCGUCGUCCGCGACAUGCUCAUGCCGCACCCGUCACCUCCAGCUCACACUACUUAACACCGACGACUUUUCCACCUUCGACCUUUCUCCCCGUUACCUGCAGCUCAUGUCGUCCAUGUCUGCCAUCUACGGUGCUGUUGGGCCCUCGGAUCGGUCGAACUCGACGUCGAACACCACCUGUCAGGACGCCGCAGCAUAUGGGUGCAAAAGGUGGAACACCUCCGAGACCUACUUCAACAGCGGUUUACCUACGCCUCCGGGCUCAAGGGCCAUGCCUGGAGUAGUGCUAGGCAACAGCUAUGCGGCAUUGCCUGCACCUCCGUUGCAGCAGGGCCGCAGCGGUUUACCAGACGGUGCGAACGCUACUCGUCCACGCAUAACUCCAUCUACAGUCUCGACGAAUCAUGCAUACGCUCUUGCUCCUCCCGCAAACGGGGUCAGCCUGUACAACCGUCGAGCACCCGAUCACAACAAUGUGAACGCCAUUGCACCCCACCUUCAAAUCCCAGAGUCGGUGAACAAGAGCAAAGGGAGUCUGGCCGAGUUUGCCGCCGAGAUUACAUGUCUCUUCUGGUUUGAAACAGGGAACACCCUCCAAUAUGCAGAGAAUCUCCCAGAGGAUGUAGCAGUCGAUAGAGGCUUGCUUCCAGAUGCCGUACCCACCAUUGGGUUCCGAAAGUGGGUGACCACGAUCAUCAGCACCACUCAGGUCGGGAAGAACGUAAUCCUACUUGCCUUGUUGUUCAUCUAUCGGCUCAAACGAUUCAACCCUAGUGUUAGCGGGAAGCGUGGAAGUGAGUUUCGGCUGCUGACGAUUGCCCUCAUGUUGGGAAACAAGUUUCUGGACGACAAUACAUACACGAACAAGACCUGGGCGGAAGUUUCUGGCAUAUCAGUCACCGAAAUACACAUCAUGGAAGUCGAAUUCCUGAGCAACAUGAGGUACGCUCUUUACGCCUCGGCUGAAGAGUGGAGUGAAUGGAAGUCCAAAUUGGGAAGGUUUGGCGCGUUUUACGACAAAGCCUCCGAGCUACCCUUGGUUGAUGAGAGCAGAGCCAAUGGCGCCACCCCAGUCACGCCGACUGCUCAGAGCUUCCCUCAAAAGCUGCCUUCGCCUCCUUCCACUCAUCACAGUGCCAGUCCUUAUGGUGUCUCCCCGUCUCUGAACAGUCACUACCCGGUACUGCCACAUCCUUCAACUGCAGUAACACAAUUUCCGAGUUCACCUCUUCGGCAACAAGUUGGUUUGAGGGGAUAUCAACAAGAGCGGAAACGGAGCGCCGACUACUCUGCGGAACUUCCCCCGGCGAAAAGGCAACAACUUCCUGGUCAGCUUUCCGAAAAUAUUGGAGGUCGUGGACAUUCGCUUCCGUACAUUCCUGGCAGUCUAAGAGUGUCUCCCACUCACCCUACCGGCGUGGCUGAUAUUGGAGUCCCGGCACCAAUGCUGGACAUCCCAAGGCUGGACAUGCCGAGGCCACCACCCUCGCUACCGCUUUCAAAUGCGCCGCCCACCCUAUUGCCAGUCCAGACAAAUCGACCACUGUCGACCGUCUACCCGCCCGCAACUGGCACCUAUUCCCACCCUGUCACGCCGAUAUCCGCAGUGCCUCAAUCUCUGUUCCAGAAUCCUGUUCCAAGCUUGGGCGAUGGCUCUCGAUCUAUUACAACUCUGCCUUCCGCCCACACCUCCCCAUCGAAUGGGUACAACACCACUACUCCCACACUGGCGGGACUAUCACCUUCAUACUUCCUGACGCAUCGCACGUCUCCAUAUCGACCUGUCCGACAUGUCAACACGCUCUUGAUACCUCCGCCAUCGGCCGCAUUGCAGAUGCCGGUCAGAAAUAUACCAUCUGACCAGAUUCACUACCAUCCCUUAAGCAAAGCGACCACUGAGCGCCGGACUGGACUACUGCCCAAUUUCCAUCCCGAUGGCUGGCAACAUAGCAAUGUUUCCACGCCCAUCACUCAACAUCAAUACCCAUUCUAAGAAUCGGUUCACAACCCUGUAAAUUUCUCAUGCUGUGGGGAAAACAUUGCACUCUUCCACCUGCAUAGCUCGGCGGGCUCUGUUUUGAUAUUAUCUUUUUGUGCUGAAAGCACUCGGUUUAGCGAAAAAGCAUUUCAACGGCGCUGGCAUUAGAUGGUAUUAUGGCAACAUACGGCGGGCUCAGAAUACCUUGUCUGAACAAGACAGAAGUGUACAGAAUUAGAAGAUCCAGCACAGACUGGAUUGGAAGACAUGACUCCCACGAUGCUUGGGGGACAGAAAGGGCAAGGGGUUGAGCAGGUCGAUCGAAAGCUAAUGCUUGAUACCCCCUUCAUUUGUUUCAAUCCAGACUCUGUCCUCUUGCAAUUUUCAUCGCAUCGCCAUACGUACAAGUCGGUAGGCAGCUGAUGAGCUGCGAUCAGGUGACGCAUGCCAAGCCGGGUUUAAGCAUUC